AUGGCCCAGAUUCAGCUGCAGCUGCUUCUGGACGACACCAGUCACGCGCCGUGGACUGCAGGCUCAGCUCGUGCGACGAGGCCUCCGACGUUCUACUUGUUGGCUCUCCUCGCACAAUUUCGGUCAAUCAAGGAGCAGUUGGAUCCUGGGCUUGAGAAUACUGGUUAUACCAAUAAAGGGCACGAGUCUACCACAGGUGUCAUCCUCGCGCAGCACUACUACACUGACCUUAUCACCCACGAGACGAUGCGCCAGCUGACGAACAACCUCUCUACCAACAGUAAACUCGACUACCACCGCCAUCAAGCUUUUGCGGACAGGCUCGCCUGCAUCCGGGGCUUCUUCGGCGUUAUGUUGCCCAUUCCUUCGACAUGCUCCAUCCGCAUGUCCUUUCCAUUCUAG
Messenger RNA from Fonsecaea erecta, 402 nucleotides. RefSeq lists its product as hypothetical. NCBI's taxonomy places the organism in Eukaryota, Fungi, Ascomycota, Eurotiomycetes, Chaetothyriales, Herpotrichiellaceae. The record is from RefSeq and is a predicted model, not a curated record. The transcript is spliced from 2 exons. Bases 1 to 402 code for a protein of 133 amino acids.